AUGGCACACAAUAGAUCAGUGACAAUAAAUAAUCUUGAUGAAGACACUCGGUUAGCAUUUGAAAAAUUUCUCAAACAUCAACAGACGAUAAAAUCUUCACCACCAGAGUAUACUCAAUCCUGUCGUCCUUCUUAUCAUGAUUUAAAUCCGACACCCCUUGGCUUAUGUGCAUUUGCUUUGACAACAUUUAUAGCGUCCAUGUAUCUUGCCGGUGCCACUGUCCCUGUUAAUGCUUCACUAGGCGUAGUGAAUGGUCCUGCUUUGUGUUAUGGCGGACUCGUUCAACUUUUAGCUGGACUUCUUGAAUUUCGCAAUGGAAACAAUUUACUUGGUCUUAUCUUUUCUUCUUAUGGAGGUUUUUGGCUCAGUUUUGCUUCACUUGGUAUAUCUGCUUUCAACUUCACUGGUGGUUACAAUGAUUCAAUCGCACUCGAAAAUGCUCUUGGUGUUUUUUUUCUCGCUUGGUUAAUUUAUACAACACUAAUGCUUCUCGCUGUUCUACGAACCAAUUUUGUUACAAUUGCUCUCUUUGUAUUUCUCAUUAUCUGUUUUAUUCUUCUUACAGCAAGCAAAUUUUUACAAGCUGAACGUAAUUUACAGCGUGCAGCGGGCGCAUUCGGUAUUCUUACUGCAUCAAUUGCUUGGUAUUCGGCUAUUGCACAUUUACUGAAUAAGAUGGAUUGGUUUUUCAAACUACCUUUGUUUGAAGUUUCAAGUUUGCCAUGUUACAAAAAUAAAUCCGCACAUACAUCACCAUAG
This is a messenger RNA of Rotaria sp. Silwood1, 759 nucleotides long. Lineage: Eukaryota; Metazoa; Rotifera; Eurotatoria; Philodinida; Philodinidae. The record is from the annotation of a GenBank genome assembly.